This is a messenger RNA of Oryza sativa Japonica Group (Japanese rice), 1672 nucleotides long. Its product is annotated as protein WHAT'S THIS FACTOR 1, chloroplastic. The record is from RefSeq and is a predicted model, not a curated record. Gene Ontology annotation, molecular function: RNA binding. Lineage: Eukaryota; Viridiplantae; Streptophyta; Magnoliopsida; Poales; Poaceae.
GUGGUGUGCUCUACGCUAACGCCGAACGCUACUAGGCUUUCAGAUCCAACGGUUACUGUCGCUUUAAUAUUCGUGCGUGGGGUUGAUCGAAAUAGACUGAACUCGCCUCAGGUUCGUUCCACCACGGCGCCGCCGCCGCCGAUGGCGCGCCGCCUCUUCUCCGCCACGAGAGCGCUACUCCGAGCCGUUCCAUCUCCGUCUCCUUCUUCUUCUGCGGCGGCGGCGGCCGCGGCGGCCUCGCUCCUGCCGCUGCUGCCCUGCAAGCGGCGGAGGAAGCUCCGGAAGAAGCUGAGCAGCCCGCGCGUCGCGCCGAUCGAGCCGGAGGCCGCGCGCCGCGUGCCGGAGCUCGACGCCGUCCUCGACCGCGAAGCCGCCUUCCGGUUCCUCGCCCGCGCGAGGUCGUUCCUGGCCUCCCUCCCGCCGCCGCACCGGAUCCCCCUCGCGGAGGCCGGGAAGCUGUACCGCGAGCUCGGGUUCCCCCGCGGCCGCAGCGUGUCCCGCGCCGCCGCGCGCCACCCGCUGCUCUUCCACCUCCCCAGGGUGGACUCCGUCCCGCACCUCGCGCUCACGCCGCUCAUGUGCUCGCUCCUGGAGGAGGAGCGCCGCCUGCACGACCAGCUCCUCCCGACGAGGGUGCGGGCCGUCCGGAAGCUCCUGAUGCUCGCCGACCACCGCCGCAUCCCGCUCGCGAAGCUCCACCACUGCCGCGCGGUGCUCGGCCUACCGGACGACUUCCGGGACCGCGUCCGCGAGUUCCCCGGCGACUUCCGCGUCGCCGUCGACCCCGACGGCCGCGACGUCCUCGAGCUGGCGCGGUGGGACCCGGCCCUCGCCGUGAGCGCGCUGGAGCGCGACUUCGUGGUGGACGAGCGCCGGGUCCGGCGCACGUUCCGCUUCGCCGUCCCGCACAGCCGGUCGAUGCCGCUGGACGCGGAGGACGCCGACCGCCUGGACGCGGCGACCACGUUCCCGCUGGUCUCGCCGUACACCAGCGGCGCGCUGCUGAGGCCGUGGACGCCGGAGGCGGAGAAGUACCGCGUCGGCGUGGUGCACGAGUUCCUCAGCCUGACGCUGGAGAAGCGCGCGCUGAUCCACCACAUCUUCGAGUUCAAGGAGGAGCUCGGCCUCACGCGGCACAUGCACGCGUCGCUGCGGAAGCAGAGCCGCGCCUUCUACCUCGCCGGCACGGAGAUGAACUGGGCCGUGUUCCUCAGGGACGCGUACGGCGGCGACGGCGAUCUCAGGGAGAAGGACCCCCUCGUGCUGUUCAACGAGAAGCUGCGGCGCUACGCGUGCAUGACCAAGAUGGAUUCCAGCGGUCUACUAAACUUCACCGUUACACUUCGGGCACUGUUUCUUUCUUCAGCAACAGACGCUUCCUGAUGCAGUUCGGGUGGAAAAUGUCCGCAGGGAAGUUUGGUGCAGUCUGGGUGGAAAAAAUGUCCGCAGGGAAGUUGUUUGAGUUCCUGCCCAACAACAAACACUCCACUGCUUCUUCGGUCGAGUUGUCCGGUGCAUACCAUGCAGUGUUGUAUUUUUUUUUAUGCCGUGUUGUAUUGUUUUUUUUUAACGAAUCGGUGUAAGGGUGUGCUCAUUUCAUUAAAUAUAGCAUGAGAAAAAAUGUACAAAGCUAUAAGAGAAAUAAAACUAAGGGAUGAUCUAAGCAAGUCUA